Messenger RNA from Miscanthus lutarioriparius, 1533 nucleotides. NCBI's taxonomy places the organism in Eukaryota, Viridiplantae, Streptophyta, Magnoliopsida, Poales, Poaceae. The record is from the annotation of a GenBank genome assembly.
AUGGCUUUCUUCCUCUUGUGCAUGUCGACGCUCCUGUUCAUCUCCAUCUCUUCCUACGUCUUCCAGCUGCUGGCCGACCGCCGCCACCGGCUUCCUCCUGGCCCCAGACCACUCCCGCUCAUUGGCAACCUCCUCGACGUCGCGAGCGAGCUGCCGCACCGCUCCCUCGCGCGUCUCGCCGGACGCCACGGGCCCCUCAUCACGGUCCGGCUCGGCACGCUACUCACCAUCGUCGCCUCCUCUCCAUCCACCGCCCGUGAGAUCCUGCAGAAGCACAACGGCAGCCUCACCGGGCGCAGCCCGCCGGACGCGUGGCUAGCCCUUGCCCACGCUGCCAACUCCGUCUUCGUCCUCCCGCCGGACCGCAGGUGGCGCGCGCUGCGCAGGAUCGGCACGGAGCACCUGCUCUCGGCGAGGCAGCUGGACGGCGCUCGGGUCCGGCCACUGCUGCGGGACGGAGUCCUCGACCUCGUCCGCCGCGUGUCUGCGCUAGCCGCGGCGGCGGCGCCGGUGGAGGUCGUGCACGCCGCGUUCGCGGCAAUGAUGGACCUGCAGUGGCGCGCCAUGUUCUCGACGGGGCUAGACGACGCGGCGGCGUGGGCGCUGCACGAUGCCGCGCGGGAGGCCGUGGCGCUGUCCCUGAAGCCCAACGUGUCGGACUUCUUCCCGGCGCUUGCCGCGGCCGACCUCCAGGGCGUGCGCCGCGGCUUCGCGAGACGGGUGGCGAUGGUUUACAGGCUGGUCGACGAGCAGAUCGAGCGCCGGAUGCGGGGCCGGCGGGAAGCUGCUGCUUGCGGCGGUGUCAGCUCGUGCGAGAAGGACCUUUUAGAGGUGAUGCUCGACAUGUCGGAGCAAGGGAAGGACGACGGCGUGAUAAUGAGCGUCAACAGAGAUGUGAUCAGAACAUUUCUCACGGACAUCUUUCUGGCGACUGUGGAUACAAUAUCGAGCACGAUCGAGUGGGCUAUGGCGGAGCUCCUACAGCACCCAGACACCCUGCGAAAGCUACAGAAAGAGCUGAGGAGUGUUCUCGGGUCCAAGCCGUACGUGGAGCACUCGGACGUCGGCCGUCUCCCCUACCUCCGGGCAGCCAUCAGGGAGACGCUCCGGCUGCACCCGGUGGUGCCGCUGGUGCCGAACGAGGCCGAGCAGGCGGUGGAGAUCCAGGGCCACGCCGUGCCCAAGGGCUGCACCGUGCUGGUCAACCUCUGGGCGGUGCACCGCGACGCCGGGGCGUGGCCGGAACCCGACAGGUUCGUGCCGGAGAGGUUCCUGCCGCGGCUCGAGGAGACCGGCUUUGUGGGGACCACUGAGUUCGAGUUCAUCCCGUUCAGCGCUGGCCGGCGCGCCUGCCUCGGCCUGCCGCUCGCCACCAGGAUGCUGCACGCCAUGCUUGGCUCACUGCUGCUCCGGUUCGACUGGGCGCUCCAGCGGGAGGCGAUGGAGAAUGGCGUCGACAUGUCCGAGAGUCUGGGAUUGACGAUGACCAUGACUACCCCGCUCAAAGCUAUUGCGAAGCCGUGGAGUGUGUGA